AUGUCGACCGCAGAACUCGCUGUUUCCUAUGCUGCCCUGAUUCUUUCCGACGAUGGACUCGAGAUCACUGCCGAUAAAUUACAGACACUCAUUAAGGCUGCUGGAAUUGUUGAUGUAGAGCCUAUAUGGUCCAACCUCUUCGCGAAGGCGCUUGAAGGCAAAGAUGUAAAGGAACUGCUACUUAACGUUGGAUCCGGCGGAGGUGCUGCUGCCGCCCCAACUUCCGGCGGGGUUUCUGCGGGCGCAGCUGUCGAGGAAGAUAAGAAAGAAGAAGAAAAGGAAGAAGAAAAAGAGGAGUCAGAUGAAGAUAUGGGCUUUGGUCUCUUUGAUUAG
Blumeria graminis f. sp. triticale is the source of this 333-nucleotide messenger RNA. NCBI's taxonomy places the organism in Eukaryota, Fungi, Ascomycota, Leotiomycetes, Helotiales, Erysiphaceae. The record is from the annotation of a GenBank genome assembly.